AUGAGCGAAGAUGACAACUCAACACCGGCAAACAAAGACAAAGACUCCACUCUGCUGCUCACCAAAGACGGACAGAGGUACUAUGUGAAUAAGAGCGGAGUAGUAGACAGCAGAAAUGUGGUCACCCCGCACGAACCGGAGAACAACGCCUCCUACGAUAUGGACGAUCCGGACGAGGAGAGCGACGUCCUGGACACUUCUGACCUCAGAGACAGCGCCGCCAGCCCGGAGGAACUCAACGACGAGGAGACAUCCGAGGGAGACAACGCUCCCAAACAGUGCACAUACGAAGGAUGCACGGAAACCACAACACAGGUGGCCAAGCAGAGAAAACCGUGGAUGUGCAAAAAACACCGCAACAAGAUGUACAAAGACAAAUACAAGAAGAAGAAGAGUGACCAGGCAAUGUCCAGUGGAAAACUUGAUGAGAAUGCAGAGGAGCGGCCCGUUUCUGUGAAUAAACAGCGCUUGGGAUCCAUGGGAGACCGGCCGGCCAGACCCUCCCUCAUAGAGCAAGUCCUUAACCAGAAGAGACUGUCUUUGCUCAGGAGUCCAGAGGUGAUCAGCUUCCUGCAGCAGCAGCAGCAGCUCCUGGCCUCGCAGAGCCGCAGCCAAUCACAGCAGCAGUUCCAGGGCUGCUGACACUGGCCCGUCAGCCACCGUUUACUGUAGCGUUUGUCCUGUUUCAAGCACUGAAGUGACUCCUGUGAUUACAGAAUCAAUGUAUUCAGACACUGCUGUAGUCUAAGUCAUCGACCAGAGAACUACACAGAAAAAAGAGUAACAGAUGUAUGUUUUAAAGGCGUGGGGAGGCUGGUGCAGAUUUCAGGACGUAGCAAAUCAAAUUCUGUCUAGCACUGAUGAGGAAGGGAAAUAUCCUAAAUUUACACCUAUAUUUAUGUCCGAUUUCAUGUAGUGAUUUUUAAUUUUAAUUAAUCCUGGUCAGAUCCAUUGUUCCUGUAAGAGUAAACCUUCUAUAAAGUGGACUUGUGAAUGUUCUGGCACUAAUAAUGAAAGCACUGGAUUCUAAUUGAUCAUUCAGAUGCAUAAGAAGCAUCUGUUCCCUUUUUAUAUAAUCUUAUUGCUUAUUUGAUUUUUAGUUUGUUUUUUUUUUAAAUAUAUGUAUUUUUGAGAAAUGAAAAUUUCAGUUUCCUUUUGUGUUCAAGUAACAUAUAACUGUGUGGUAUUUUAGACAGUUUCCUCUUAAAUGUAAAUGAAUUAUUGAUCUUUGUUGUUUCUGCUUUUGAAGAGAAAGUUUUUAGUGUGACAAUCAAUACUUUAAUACAUGUCUGUAGCAUCAUUUCAACAUGACAGCCAAGUGGAACUUUCAGGAAUUUUAAAGAGGGGCUUUUAAGACUUUAAAUGCCAGUUUACUAAAAAAAAAGAAAUACACCAAAAUAAAUUAAGAAUUGUUUGUUAGUUCUGAUGACUGUGUAUAGAAGAUAAUAAAGGGUACAAUCUGGUAAAGUUUGCUACACACAGAGAAGUCACAUACUGUAUUUUGUUUGUGUUUUUUCAGUUGAGUCUAUAUGACCUGGUCUGAAUACAAGAUUAAAACAAUGAUUCAAACAUGAA
This is a messenger RNA of Sphaeramia orbicularis (orbiculate cardinalfish), 1575 nucleotides long. It is a transcript of the gene rfxap, whose product is annotated as regulatory factor X-associated protein. Bases 1 to 642 code for a protein of 213 amino acids. Gene Ontology annotation, biological process: regulation of transcription by RNA polymerase II. Gene Ontology annotation, cellular component: nucleus. NCBI's taxonomy places the organism in Eukaryota, Metazoa, Chordata, Actinopteri, Kurtiformes, Apogonidae. The transcript has 3 exons. The record is from RefSeq and is a predicted model, not a curated record.